Molecule: messenger RNA, 549 nt
Organism: Lasiosphaeria miniovina
Lineage: Eukaryota; Fungi; Ascomycota; Sordariomycetes; Sordariales; Lasiosphaeriaceae
Exons: 1
Coding region: 62-337 (91 amino acids)
Source: RefSeq, a predicted model, not a curated record
CACACACCACUUUGGACACACAGGCAGGGCUUCUCCCAUUCCAUCCCAAGCCGGUAGCCCCAUGUCGCCUGGAACCGAGCGGCCUGGCCUCCCCCUUUCCAUUUGUCUUCCCUUCCCUGACCAUCCACCGGAAGGCAAUGAGAAUGAGCCAAAGCACUUUUGCACAGGACGCGCCACACCUCAGCCAUGGCGCAUCGGCGCCUGCGACCCCAUUCAUUCAACUCCCCCUCCCUUGGACCACCCACCUGCACACAAGAAUACCAAUGGUGGGCGCCUUGGCACACUCAAACUACCUUACGCACUACCUUCCAGGUUCUUACCAGGGUACCUACCUUAGGUAGGUACCUACACUACUAGGCCCGUUGCAGGCGGACAGGAGGUCUAAACUUUUUUCCGUCCAAUCUUCCCUUCGGAACCGGACCUAGGCUGGGCUGGCCCAGCGUACGCCAGGUCUUGGUUUGCUUUUUUGUUGCUUGGGCGUGCCACUGCCCGGGCUUAGUCCAGUCCUGCUGCCCGUACUUGUGCGGAGGUAUUCGGUACUUACCAUAC